CAUGACAUUCGAUCAUCAUCGGCGCAUGCUGGGUCAUAAACUGUUAUUAUUGUCCGGACACAAAAGCUGGCGAAAAUGACCGACCGCGUCUCACAUAAAUGGACAGGAGAGCAGACUCGCCUUCUUAUCAAGUACAGGAGUGAGAAUGAGAAGUUGUUCACUAAAUCAAAGAUGGCAGCCAAGAUGCAGUGGCAGGUUUUUGUGAAGAACGCAGGCCUAGAGGGAAAGGUCACCGGGGUGCAGGCUUCAAAGAAGUGGGAAAACCUCAAGCAAAAAUACAAGGAGGUGAGAACACCCAAGACAGGGUCAGGAAACGAAAAUGGGGAGUACCAGUGGCAAUACUAUGAGGACAUGCAUGCCGUCAUGGCUGCUAAACAUUCAAUCGAGCCCCCUCUGCUGGGGGCAUCCCUGCCCUUGAGGGCACAAGACGAUACCCGCAAGGAUACUGAAGAGCCCUCCCUGGACUCAUCUGUCAACACAGAGUCAGGACAUGAGUCACCUACACCCAGCACCACAAAGAAGAAGAGGAAGGCAGAUACGGCAUUAGAGUUCCUACAAGAGGAGGUGCGUGAGGAGAAGAAGAGGUUUGAGCUCCAGGAGGCCAAAAUAGCGGAGCGUCAUGAGGAGAAUGCAGCCCUGAUGAGGCAGAUGCUGGCCAUCUGCAGGGAAAUGGUAGAUAAAAUGUAGUGUUCCCUGACUUUACACUGCCUCUUUUUUAAUAUAAAAUAAAUUAA
Engraulis encrasicolus (European anchovy) is the source of this 734-nucleotide messenger RNA. RefSeq lists its product as uncharacterized. Bases 76 to 687 code for a protein of 203 amino acids. The transcript has 5 exons. NCBI's taxonomy places the organism in Eukaryota, Metazoa, Chordata, Actinopteri, Clupeiformes, Engraulidae. The record is from RefSeq and is a predicted model, not a curated record.